Messenger RNA from Papaver somniferum (opium poppy), 3485 nucleotides. RefSeq names its product DNA mismatch repair protein MSH3-like. The transcript has 12 exons. Gene Ontology annotation, molecular function: ATP binding; ATP-dependent DNA damage sensor activity; mismatched DNA binding. NCBI's taxonomy places the organism in Eukaryota, Viridiplantae, Streptophyta, Magnoliopsida, Ranunculales, Papaveraceae. Bases 39 to 3392 code for a protein of 1117 amino acids. Gene Ontology annotation, cellular component: nucleus. The record is from RefSeq and is a predicted model, not a curated record. Gene Ontology annotation, biological process: mismatch repair; mitotic recombination.
CAGUCUCUCACUUCAGAAACCCUCUCACUUCGACAAUAAUGGUGAAACAGAAAAAGCAACAAGUGAUUUCUCGUUUCUUUGCUCCUAAACCCAAACCCCUUUCUCCAUCUUCAUCAUCUCCUCCUCCUCCACAAAACCCGAAUUCAGAUUCUCCAAUAAAUUAUUCCCCGAAGAUAACCGCAACAGUUUCUUUCUCACCUUCAAAACGAAAAACCCUAUCUUCUGAACUAUCUUCAUCACCAUUAAACAAAACCCAUACUCCAUCUCCUCAUCAUCUCUCAAAAAAACCCAAACUUUCUCAAUUUCAAAACCCUAGUCCAUCACUUCACCAGAAAUUUCUUGAAAAGCUUCUGGGACCAACAACUCACGUGACACCCACGUGCACACCACAGGGGAGAGCAGGUGAGCGUUACACUCCAUUAGAACAACAAGUAGUGGAGCUGAAAUCACAGUACCCAGAUGUUGUUUUGAUGAUUGAAGUUGGAUAUAGGUAUAGAUUUUUCGGGGAAGAUGCUGAGAUUGCAGCUAAGGUAUUGGGAAUUUAUGCACAUUUGGAUCAUAAUUUCUUGACUGCUAGUAUACCCACAUUUCGGUUACAUGUGCAUGUUAGGAGACUUGUAAAUGUUGGACAUAAAGUUGGUGUUGUGAAACAAACUGAAACUGCAGCUAUUAAAGCUCAUGGGGAGAAUAAAUGUGGACCGUUUACUAGGGGGUUAUCGGCAUUGUAUACGAAAGCAACACUUGAAGCAGCUGAAGAUAUGGGUGGAGGUGGAGGAGGAGAGGAGGAGUUUGGUUCUUGUAGUAAUUAUUUGAUUUGUGUUGUCGAAAAGGAUCUUUUGGUUGGUGGUAGUGAUAAGAAGAGUGAGAUUAGCAAGGAAAGUGGUGGGUUUGAUGUGACAAUUGGGUUUGUUGCUGUGGAGAUUUCAUCUGGAGAUGUGAUUUAUGGGGAGUUUAAUGAUAAUGUUAUGAGAAAUGCACUUGAAGCAGUGAUAUUGAGUUUAUGUCCUGCUGAAAUACUUAUUGGGGAGCCGCUUUCGAAACAAACGGAGAAGUUACUAUUGGCAUACGCUGGGCCGACAUCCAAUGUCCGAGUUGAACGUGCCUCAGGUGAUUGCUUCAAAGAUGGUGGUGCACUUGCUGAAGUGAUGUCUUCAUUUGAGAACGUAGAUGAGAGUGGUUCUGCAGGUCCUGAGGAGCAAUGUGUAGGGAUUAAGGGAGUUAUUGCUAUGCCAGGGUUAGCUGUCCAAGCCUUGGCUUUAACCAUUCGUCAUCUCAAGAAGUUUGGCUUGCAAAGGAUUUUUUGUCAUGGUGCUUCAUUUCGGCUUUUCUCAAGUAACAUUGAAAUGACCUUAUCGGCCAAUGCCCUUCAACAAUUAGAGGUUCUGAAGAAUAGCUCUAAUGGUGCUGAAACUGGUUCUUUACUGCAUUUGAUGAAUCAUACACUUACCACUUUUGGUUCGAGGCUUCUUAGACACUGGGUAACACAUCCUCUAUGUGAUAGGAGUUCAAUAUUAGCGCGUCUUGAUGCUGUUUCUGAGAUUGCAGAGUUGAUGGGUACUAAAAAGGAUAUCGAUGGGUUCAAUAAUGAAGACGACUGUGUUGAAAUUGCACAGCCUGAGGUUAAUUAUAUUCUUUCUUCUGUCUUAAGGACACUGGGAAGGUCUCCUGAUAUUCAGCGUGGAAUAACCAGAAUAUUCCACCGAACUGCCGCUGCAGCUGAGUUCAUCACUGUCAUUCAUGCUGUUUUAUAUGCUGGGAAACAACUUAAGCAACUCCGAGUUGAAGAUGAUGACUGCACUGGUAAUUCGAAGGAGAUGAUUAUUAGUUCGCCGUUAUUGAAAAGGUUGAUAUUAACAGCAUCCUCAUCUACAUUAGUUGGUAAUGCUGCAACUCUUCUCUCUGUCCUAAAUAAGGAUGCUGCUAGUCAAGGGGAUCUUCAGAACUUAUUUAACGUUUCAAGUGGUCAUUUCCCUGAGGUUGCUGCAGCGAGCACAAAAGUUCAGAUGGAAAAGGACAAGUUGGAUUUAUUGAUCAGUCAGUACAGGAAGCAACUCCGGAUGCACAAUUUGGAGUUCUUGAGUGUCUCUGGAUCCACACACUUGAUAGAGUUGCCUUCAGAUAUGAGGGUACCCUCAAAUUGGGUUAAGAUCAAUAGUACGAAGAAAACAAUUCGUUACCAUCCCCCUGAAGUCUUAAAGGCUUUAGAUCAGUUGAUGCUUGCCAAAGAGGAGUUGACUGCUGCUUGCCGAGCAGCCUGGGAUAGUUUCUUAGACGGGUUUGGUAAAUAUUAUGCUGAAUUUCAAGCUGCUGUUCAAGCACUGGCUGCUUUGGAUUGUCUUCAUUCGCUGGCAACCCUUUCUAGAAAUAAGAACUAUGUUCGCCCAGUUUUUGUGAAUGAUGGUGAACCUGUUCAGAUCAGGAUUUCUUCUGGGCGUCAUCCCGUUCUAGACUCGAUAUUACAAGACAGUUUUGUUCCGAAUGAUACCAAUUUGCAUGCAGAAGAAGAAUACUGUCAAAUUAUUACAGGGCCGAAUAUGGGAGGAAAGAGUUGCUAUAUUCGCCAGGUUGCUUUAAUUGCUAUCAUGGCCCAGGUCGGGUCUUUUGUACCUGCGUCAGCAGCAAAGUUGCAUGUCAUUGAUAGAGUUCAUACUCGGAUGGGUUCAUCUGAUAGUAUCCAACUAGGAAGGAGCACCUUUUUAGAAGAACUUAGUGAGGCUUCUGAUAUAAUCCGUAACUGCACGUCACGGUCGUUGGUAAUACUCGAUGAGCUUGGACGAGGCACAAGCACACACGAUGGUGUUGCAAUUGCAUAUGCAACAUUGCAGCACCUUCUGAAGCAGACGAGAUGUAUGGUUCUCUUUGUGACCCAUUACCCGAAGAUUGUGGAAGUGAAGAAUGAAUUCCCAGAUGCUGUAGGGGCUUACCAUGUAUCUUAUCUGGCAAUAAAAAACACAUGUGAAAUUGCAGAGUCGGAGUCAGAUAAGAGUGUUAACUACAAUGAUCAAAAUGAAAUCACUUUCCUGUACAAACUUGUGCCUGGAAUGUCAGACAAGAGUUUUGGCCUCAAUGUUGCUCGACUUGCACAGCUGCCUUCAUCAUGUAUUGCUCGAGCAGCUGUAAUGGCAGCAAAACUGGAAGCAAUGGUAAACACAAGAGUAGGAAGUUCGUUGAUACAACACUCGUUUACAAAGACUGAUUCUACGCAAAACAAGGGCGAAAUCCAGAAAAACUCCGCAACGCAAACAGAGUAUUACUCCCGUGAAGAUUUGACUGAAGCAUACCAUGAACUGUUUCAGCACUUGAAAAUCGCACUUACUGAAACUGACUCUUCAAAGUGCUCGGAGUAUUUGAAGCGAUCCAGGAAUGUUGCUGCAAUGUUAAUGAAAGUGUAAUUUUUUUUUACUGUUUGAAUCAUGUAAAUACUGGUGGGUAACUUUUUGGAGUUAAAGCAAAGAAGUAUAACAUUUUGGACUUUUACAUAGAAA